Messenger RNA from Rhagoletis zephyria (snowberry fruit fly), 912 nucleotides. Lineage: Eukaryota; Metazoa; Arthropoda; Insecta; Diptera; Tephritidae. The record is from RefSeq and is a predicted model, not a curated record.
AUGUACAAAUCCUCCCCCGAGCCGUACAGCCGACCGGGCAGCGGCCUGAGCACUACCGGGCGCAUUCCCGCGGUGGCGAUGAUGGACAGCGGCGUGAAGAUACCGGAGAAUAACAUCAUCGAGUUCCACAAUGAGAAGGCGAGGGAGCAGUGGGCCAUCACCAAACAGCCUUUCCUUGAAGACAGCCUCGACGAAGCAAUGAGCAACAACCUCUCCCAGGCCGAGGCCGGCCUGCCUCCGAAUGAGGUGGCCAACUGCUUCUCGAACAAGGCCAUUCGCCAGCGAUUCGUGCAGAAGGUGUACGCCAUCCUCGCGGCGCAGUUCCUGGUCACCGUGGCCAUCUGUGCCCUCUUCAUGUUCGUAGAGGGCAUCAAAGUGUACAUCCAGAACAACAUUUGGCCACUGGUCACGGCGAUGGUCGUGUACCUCGUCAUCGGCAUCACCAUCAUCUGCUGUCGAUCACUGCAGCGCACCGUUCCCUGGAACUACGUCCUCCUCUUCUCACUGACGGUGGCCAUGUCGAUCAUGGUGGGGACCAUUUGCGCCUUCUCCGACAUGUCGGCGGUGCUGAUCGCGGCGGUGGCCACCUGCGGCGCGACGCUAGUGGUCAGCCUCUUCAGCUGCUGGACCAAGUUCGACUUUACGAAGCUCAUUUGGAUCGCCUUCAUCUGCGGCAUUGUGAUCACCUUCACCGGCUUCUUCCUGAUCCCCUACCACGACCGGGCGAGUCAGGUGCUGUACGGCGGCGCCGGCGCCCUCCUCAUGAUGCUCUACCUGGCCAUCGACACGCAGCUGAUCAUGGGCGGCCGCCGCUUCGAGCUCUCCGAGGAGGACUACAUCUUCGGCGCGCUGAUGCUCUACCUCGAUAUUGUCAACCUCUUUCUCUUUAUCCUUCGCAUGGUGAGGAGCUAG